AUGUCCCCAAAUGGAUCCGAUGGAAGUGCUGGGACAGACGACUCUCGCGAUCCUGACGAGACUUUCUCCCAGUCCAGCAUGGAUACGAACGAUGAGGAUGUCAUAACUUAUGAUAUCGUUUACUCCGCUUCAGUUGCCCAUGCACGUCGACAAUACGAAGGUGAUUAUGUGAAGUUCAAGUGGAUUUCAGGACCACACCCAGCCGAGGAAUCGGCUUCCGUACCAGAUGGAGGCAGCGAAACCGAGUACAAGGUGUAUUUCAGUUAUGGAGACUGGAGAGGAAAAUACAGUUGCAACGUUGGCCAUGACCAGAAGACGCUCUCAAGUUUCGAAUACCACUGGAUGAAGGAUGAGAUGUACAAAGAAUCUUCCUUGGACAACGAUGCUGUCUCGCUCAAACUCGUUCACACGUUGGAUGAGAAUGAGUAUGCAUUCCUGAAGAUUGAUGUUGAUUGUGGCUACAGCGGCUGUGCUCCCGAGUACCUGAUGUGCUGGGCGAAGAGGCGUCAUCAUGAAGCAGAAAGGCCAGGAGAACUUACGGAUGAGCAGUGGGAUCAAUUGCAAGCACGAUCUAGUUCGGAUGAGGAUAAGGAUAAGGAUAAGGAUAAGGAUAAGGAUAAGGAUGAGGAAGAGGAAGAUGAUUCAGACCAGGGCUGGUCAGCUUGCUGUUGA
This is a messenger RNA of Mollisia scopiformis, 672 nucleotides long. RefSeq lists its product as uncharacterized. NCBI's taxonomy places the organism in Eukaryota, Fungi, Ascomycota, Leotiomycetes, Helotiales, Mollisiaceae. The transcript is spliced from 2 exons. The coding region runs from base 1 to 672 and encodes 223 amino acids. The record is from RefSeq and is a predicted model, not a curated record.